Messenger RNA from Cervus elaphus (red deer), 1265 nucleotides. Its product is annotated as translation initiation factor IF-2-like. The transcript is spliced from 2 exons. Lineage: Eukaryota; Metazoa; Chordata; Mammalia; Artiodactyla; Cervidae. Bases 82 to 909 code for a protein of 275 amino acids. The record is from RefSeq and is a predicted model, not a curated record.
GCCAGACCCGCUACCGCUCGGCUCUCAGCUGGCGCCGGCGCCAACCCAAUAUAUAGGCCGGGCCGGGCCCGCCCCGCGCGCAUGCGCCGCAGACUGACACCUCCGGACAGCGCGCUCCCCUCCCCCGCGCGCCCGCCGCCCGCCCACCCGCGCGCGCAGCGCCGCGCCCUGGCCUCUGUCCGCGCUCGCCGGGCUCGAGGGCCCGCAGGGCUGGCUCACCGCGGCCCCCUGCCUUGCCCCUGCCCGCGCGGCCCGGCGGCAGGAGGGAGCCUUUCAAGAGGGCUCCGCUCCUCCACCGCCGCCUCAGCCCUGCUCCCCGCCGCUCGACUUCGUCAUCUCCCGCCAGUACGUUUCUGUUCCCUCCCUCCUCUCUCAACUCUCGAAGGCCGGGGGUGUGAGGCCGCAGACCCCGGCCCCGGCGUAUGGCCCUGUGGAGGCGGCUCGGGGGUGGGGGUGGGGGGCAGGAGGCACAGAGCGGCUAGGAAGUGGCCAUCCUGUGGCGGAGGUUGGCUGUCCCGCCUAGGCCUCCAGGAACCCGGGUUUUCUGAGGAGACUCGCGGACCCAAAGGGCCCGCCCACUGCGGGCGGGGCGCGGCGCCGGGGACUGGCGAGCUGGCCAAUGGGAGGCGGGGACAGCGGCACAGCGUGGAGCCGCCUGGCGAGCUGGCCAAUGAGAGACGGGGACGGCGGCACAGCCUGGAGCCGCCUGGCGAGCUGGCCAAUGGGAGGCGGGGAUGGCGGCACAACGUGGAGAUGCUGCAGAAUGUAAACACAGCGCGGCGCGCCGGGGACCGCGUGUACCGCCGCGCGCCCCACCCGGGCCUGCUGGGACCCUUGGAGCCCCACGACGGCCACUCUCAGGGAUGCCUGUCUUGCACUUUGCUCCAGCGCGCCCGCCGAGCAGUCUAAGGGAAAGCUGAAUGGCCCACACAGGGCCAAAGUCCCUCCCUGACUUCCUUUCGCUGGAGCCAGCUGACGCCUGCCUCUUGCCUCCGGGGUCACUGUGUCAAAGGACGUUCACCUGGAAGAACACACCAUCUGCAAAAUCACAGGACGCGGUGACACACGGGGAGAGUAGGUCCUGGAUCCACCGAGGGUCCUGACAUAAGCCAGGCCGCGCAGUCUAGCUUAAGUGCAACUGAACGAAUCCUGACAAAUAUGCCUUAUUGUGUUCUCCCAUUGUCCUGGUGUUUUUAUCUAUCGUAGCACACAUUACACUGUAUCAUAGUUGUAAUUGCCUGUUUAUUUGUGUGUGUCUCCCACCG